Messenger RNA from Trichoderma harzianum CBS 226.95, 2748 nucleotides. RefSeq lists its product as hypothetical. The coding region runs from base 1 to 2748 and encodes 915 amino acids. NCBI's taxonomy places the organism in Eukaryota, Fungi, Ascomycota, Sordariomycetes, Hypocreales, Hypocreaceae. The transcript is spliced from 2 exons. The record is from RefSeq and is a predicted model, not a curated record.
AUGACCUCUCUUACCGCCGUGACUAUCAGACCACGGCCCUCGCCGCCCUUGGAAUGGGACAGCCGGCGUGUCUUGCUACUUCCAUUCCGCGAGGAUCAGAACGAGUUGACAGAAGUCGUGGCUGCUCUGGGUCCCAACGAAGCGAGCAAGACGGUUGCUUUUGCCCAUCUCGCAAUCAACAAGGCCAUCACGCAGCGGCAUGUGGUUAAUGCUGGCGUCGACAAGCCUCGUGUGACGAGCUCUGUAACGUACCGGGGCUUAACUGGCCCAGAUCAGUUCGCCUCUCUAGCCCGAACCUUCACAGGGCAUUUUCAUAGCCAUCAAACUAUCCGCAAUAAUGUUGACCUACAAGGUAGCAUCACCUACCUGGGCUCGCCCUUGCAGCUGAGCUGGGCAGACCUCAACGACGAGCAGCGGGGCGUUGUCUUGUUCGAUCCGGAAACGCUUGAGCAUGAACUGCUCGUCAACCCACAUGCUGUUAGUUACACAACGGCCAACAUACAGCAAGUACUUGAUGGCCAAGUUAGCAAAGGUGCUGUGGCUGACAAGCAUGUCAUGCUUGUUGGCGAACGUAACCUUCUACAGUACAUCACGGCUCGUGAUAUGCUGACCUCACAACAAUUAGAGGCGCGGAGCGUGCGAAAGUGGGCUCCCAUGGGAUUCGCCCUGGACGCCGAUCACACGACAUUCGGUGGCCUAGGAGCAUCGGUCCCGGAGAGUGAUGCUGCUGUGCAACUCUCGGAGACAUUCACUGGGGAUGAAGAAAUCCCAGAUAUGACGAGAGACGGCAUUUCAACCGAUGCUAAUAUCGAACCUCCCGCUGCAAAACUCGAUCUCGCCGCGGAAGCUCGCAAGUAUGUCGAAUCGCUGGAAUUGGACGAGAAUUUUCUCUCCCGCCGUCACGAGUUGGUUCGAGUUGGCCAACGAAUAAUCCAAGUUUCUCGAGAGAUGACAGAUCAGGACGAGGAACCCGAGCUUAACCACCAAGACUUCCUUGAACAGUCAUCUCAAGCUGUCGGGACAAAGACUGCUACCGAGGUGGCAGGACCCUCAACUCACGUCUUCGUUGCUGAGCCGCGUAAGCUCACAAUCACCAACUUUCUUGGCGUCCAAGGAACUAUCACUAUUGACUUUCGAAAGGAUCUCCCCCGCGGAUUGGCCUUCCUGGUGGGAGAUAACGGCUCUGGUAAGAGCACGCUCGUCGAGACCAUGGUAUCAAGAUUGCUGCUCAAGGAUAUUGAUAACGAUGUGAUUGAGGUGCAGAGCAAACUGAAAAUAGUGCUCAUGCACAUGGAGCACGUGGAAAGACGGCUCACAGAGGUGAACCGAACAUGGAAGCAACUACAAAAGGACACGGAGGAGGCUGACGCCCCCUUGGCGACAGCUGUGCAAGAGCUUGCAACUGCCGAAUUACGGGUGAACAGAGUACAUUCUAGCGAGGGAAAUACAUCAUUCAGAAACCAACAUGCAGAGAUCUCGACGUUGCAGGAUCAACUCACCACUGAAUAUGAGAACUUGAAACGGUUGGAGAAGUUGUAUGCUCGGAUACAGAAACAAAAGCCACCCGAACCGACGACAUGGCUUGCACAGCUACAGCGUCAAAUAAGCCAAAGACUGGAAAUUAUGUCUGAUACUCACAUCGUAGGCCUUAGCAAACUGUUACAUGCCGCGAAGAUGUUUAUCCUCCGUCUGCGAUUAAUGGCCGUCAGGAGCCUCUUGCGCAUAUCCGGAAUUUCAGGCAACGGUUCUCAGGUAACCAGCGCUCAGAAUCAUAACGUAAAGGCCAUCAUCAACAGUCUCAGAGAAGAUAUCAAUAAUAGCACGUCGCGGCUACAGCGGCUAAGCCACGAAGCCGAUAAAAUCAUUGCACUCGAAGAGCUCGCUAUCAAAGAAGUCGUCAUGAUCAAGAAGCAGCUCACGCAAGUCAUUCGGGCUCAAAUGGCAUGUGAAGAGAAGCGACAGGAGUUUACGCUCAAGCAAAAAGAAGCAAACAUGUACGCGAAAUCCUUCAAAGACGAGCAGUCGUCUCUGAACUCGUUACGAUCAGAACACGACACCUUGGCGACUACAUAUAAAGAGCUCAACGCCAACCGUGAGCUCUUCGACUUUUGGUCUGCUGCUCUGACAAAACGAACACCUCGAGCCUCUUCUACUCGAUCCAAGGCGAAAACAUCGGCCAACUACCGCGACCAUGUCCUCGGAAAGACAAUUUCAGAGCUGAAUACGCUGCUCGUCCAGGUCCUUACAAUGCUGUAUGAUGACACACGCCACGCGCGCGACAUGGCGACUGGAAUGCUACGUUCGCUGUUUGACUCUGAUUCUGUCAACAGCGCUACGGAUUCAUCCUUGUCCACGUCAGGACCUGUCUUAGAUCGCACCCUUGCUGUCAACGCCUCGCUCGCCUACGGCAAGCGCUCUGGUGGUGAACGUAAGCGCGUCGAUCUUGCGCUCUACUUUGCUCUGCUGCAACUGUCGUGGGCUAGAAGCGCCCACCGAGCCCACUACCUACUCGUCGACGAGGUCUUUGACAGUCUUGAUGAGGCAGGUCAAGCGGCUGUAGUCCGGUGGUGCGGGCUCAUGUCACAGACAGUAGGUUGGGUUGUGGUGAUUACGCACAGCCGAUUCUUGGUCGAGCGAGAUCUAGGGGAAGAUGCAGACAAGCUUCUGGUCGUGAGAGCAAGGAUGGGACAGAAGGGGACAGAGCUGACCGUCGAUGGACGAAGGAUUGGAGUUGAAGACAAGAGCUGA